CAUUUGAGUCAUAGAUAUAAUGAAAGUUUCAAGUGGAGCAGAUUCGGCCUUUCUAGUCCCAUAUCAACGCCAGGCCACGGUUAUCAAAUAAUCAAUAUUGGGUAGGAUCCAGACGCACUCGCACCAGACCCAGUGCAAUGGAUAAGUUUUUGCUGUUAUGGGUGUUACUUCUUCCCGGUGCCUUGUGUGCCCUUCCGAACAACUUCCAGAUCUUAGGAUACAAUCUCACUUUGACGAUAACUUCAAACUUAACAGCAGAUGUUGAUGGAAUCGCUAUCAUUAGGUUACGGUGCACAACUAAUACGAAAAACAUCUUGUUAAAUUGGGGGCCUUCUCUAACAUACAUGGACAUGUUCGUAACGUACGCAGAUACGGAUGAAACAACCCCAACAACAACCAUUCCAAGUACCGACUUGAGUCAAAGUGUAAACGCAACCACUCAACAAUGGAAUAUAACCUACAUAAAGGCUGAUACAAACUUUGUUGCCGGUACAUUCUACAACGUAACUGCGACCUUUCUGACCAAGCUAAACGAUGACAAUAAAGGAUUGUUCUACAGACAGUAUCCGAUUGAAAACAACCAAAUUAAUGCCGUUAUCAUGACUAAUUUAAGACCAAGUUUCGCCAGAGAAGUUUUCCCUUGUCUUGAUGAACCUCAGCUACCUGGGUUCUUUCAGCUCAAUUUAACCUACCCUAACACAUGGGGUGUUGGGGCGACAGUAGCUGUGGAGAAAUCUGCUGCAGGACAGUUAGCUGGAACUACCACGGUUCUCUUCAACUCCUUUAACACUUCAACGAACAAUUUAGCAUUUUUUCUAACAACGAACAUGAGUACAACAAACUAUCCAGUUGCUGGUAUGACGCUUACGUUUUGGGCAAGGAAAGGUCUUGACACGACUACCCUUUCUGCUAAUGCCAAAUUCCUAUCAGAUAUAUUCAACGUUGUACAAUACACGUUAUCUUUCAAAUUGAAAAUCAGUCAGCUCAACAUAGUUAUGGUACCUGGACUGGAAGAACCUUUCUCAAGCUAUGGAGUCAUUUUCAUCAGGGAGGAGAACUACGCGAAAGACUAUACCAGCCCGCAAGUAGAGGGAUUGCUUAAAUCCACCGUUGUCCCAGUAAUCUAUCAGUUUAUCAGGCAGUAUUCUGAGUUCAGUACACGCCCCGCUCAGUGGGCCGACUACUGGGUCUCCCAGGCUAUUGGAAAGUACUUGGAGUUCGUCAUCUUAAACACAGUGUUGCCCACGUUCGACUUCAAAACUGACCUAGAAGUCGUCACUCGUCAAAAAGCCCUUUAUCUGGACGCUCAGCCUGGUGCAAAACCUCUCAAAGAUGACUCAGACAUUUAUAACUCGUCAUCAUCCAUCCAAGCUCUUGUAGAUGAUCCUCUCAAAGGCCUGAAAGGAGCUGCAAUUCUAAACAUGCUGGACCAGUCUCUACCUGCAGGAACUGUCUUUGACACCAUCAAAGCCUUUCUCAACACCAACUCGGAAACACCAGUGUCUAGUGCAAAUUUCAUCAGUGCUAUUCAAGCUAUUGGGAACAACCCCCUCUUGUCUUCGAAUGCAAGACUGUCCUUGACUUAUACCCUUAAUUCUUGGAUCAGCUUCACGAGUUACCCGUUGGAAACGGUCAAGAUCAAUAAAUAUACAAGCCAAGCCAUAGGCAGCGUGAACUUCACAACUACUGGGUAUUGUUUUGUAUUCAAUACUACAUGCAAAGAUACGCUGCAGCCGAACUUUUACUUGUCUACUACUGUGAGUAGUAAGUCAGACCUUCGAUACAACUACCCUCGACAGGAAAUUUGGGCUAACAACGUUGAUUCCGACAGCCGAAUAACAACCUCUAUCGAUGUCAAAAACACAGAUUGGAUUGUAGCCAAUAUGAAUUCUGGAGGGUACUAUAGAAGUAAUUAUGACACCAGCAAUUGGGAGCUCAUCAUCACCAGCCUUUCCUCAAAAGACAACCUCAUCAUGGGUCGGUCACAACUAUUAGACGAUGCUUUUGCCCUCGCUCUCAGCAGUUCGAACCCCCUCAACUACGGCAUCACCAUCAGGCUGGCCAAUGCAAACUUAGGAAAUACCCAAUACAAGAACUGGGUUCCAGUGCAGCGGGGCCUGAAAGAAAUUGGUGACAAUUUAAUGGGUCUAAGUGAAUACACAUCCUACAAGAACUUUGCUGCCGGAUACUUUCUGAAUCUGAACAGAUUUCUCCAAAACAGUUCUUAUGACACCUUCGAGAUGGCAAGAAUACAAGGUCUGUUCUUGGACGACAUGUGUGAGUAUGACAUCACAGGAUACCGAACUUCCGCUAUAGGUAACCUGACCGACCUUCUUAGAGGAUCUUUCCCUAGCAGUAUUCCCAGUAGCACAUAUGACGGGAUAGCUUGCUGUGGAGCAAGAUACAAUUCCACUCUUAAGGCACAAACCUUGUGGGGCAUUCUCUCUGACUCCAAAUACAACUACUACAGCAGACGAUAUGCAUCUAUAGCUCUUGGCUGUCUGUCUAACUACACAGACGUGGUCCAAUACUUUGACACAAUGACUGAGGCGAAUUCCCGACUUAAACAUUACAUUCAAAUCACAUUGGAAAAUCUGGCUGAGAAAAAUCCAUUCGCCUUCUUGUCAAACUUUACCCAGCGAAUCAACAAGUUCCAAUCAAAAUUGGGUUCGGUGUCAGUAGCAUCUCUGAUCACUACGGCUGGUCGAAAAAUAAAUAACAACACCCAGGCUUCAGUGCUGGAUAGUGUGACAAACGCUGAUGCAGUGGUGGUGGAAGCGGUUCAAACCACAAGGAGUCUGAUCUCUAACAGGGUCAGCUGGCUCUCAACCAACAACAAGACUCAGCUGAUUGAAGCCCUCCAGACAAACACAUUGCCCAGCGGAAGUGGUGCCAACCUCCUCACUGCAAUGACUCUGCUGGUGCUCCUUCCAUACCUGAUGAAUAUGUUGGCACCAGUUAGAGUAUAAUCAAAUAUAUCUACACUUACUACUGAGUAA
This is a messenger RNA of Macrosteles quadrilineatus (aster leafhopper), 2999 nucleotides long. Its product is annotated as aminopeptidase N-like. Gene Ontology annotation, molecular function: peptide binding; metalloaminopeptidase activity; zinc ion binding. The transcript is spliced from 16 exons. Gene Ontology annotation, cellular component: cytoplasm. Lineage: Eukaryota; Metazoa; Arthropoda; Insecta; Hemiptera; Cicadellidae. The record is from RefSeq and is a predicted model, not a curated record. Gene Ontology annotation, biological process: peptide catabolic process; proteolysis. The coding region runs from base 138 to 2969 and encodes 943 amino acids.